Messenger RNA from Chelmon rostratus (copperband butterflyfish), 5250 nucleotides. RefSeq names its product mucin-19 (gene muc5e). Lineage: Eukaryota; Metazoa; Chordata; Actinopteri; Chaetodontiformes; Chaetodontidae. The transcript is spliced from 42 exons. The coding region runs from base 1 to 5250 and encodes 1749 amino acids. Gene Ontology annotation, molecular function: protein binding. Gene Ontology annotation, cellular component: extracellular matrix. The record is from RefSeq and is a predicted model, not a curated record.
AUGAUCUCACAGCGAUGGAUGCUGGCUGUCUGGUUUUCACUGGCCUCAGACACUUGCAGGACUUUUGGCAGCGGGGUCGUUCAGCCUUUCAACGGUUCAAGCUUCUACGUGCGGUCCAGCUGCCCGUUCACCCUCACCCGCUUCACCCACAAUCGGGUGGAAUGUGACAUCACCACACUGCGAGGUGACAGCGGGCUGCUGGUCCACGUCGAGAUCAUCAUCAACAAAAUCAGGACUGUUCUGCAGAAUGGAAGCAUCCUGGUGGAGAAGAAAAGUGUGUCCCUUCCAUACGACCACACCUACCAGCACAUCUUUCACUACGGCGUCUACACUAAACUGAGGAGCUCGCUGCUCCCUCUGUCUGUCACCUGGCACAAUGUGCCUGGAGGGAUCGACACCGUGUGGGUGGAGCUGGAGCAGGAGCUGAGCACUGACAUGACCGGACUGUGUGGGAAAUACAACAUCUCAGGCAACAAACGGCAGCUGAUCACGGAGAGCGUGCUUGCUGACGACACAUGUCAAACCCGAGAUCCAGUCUUCACUAUUAAUGAAGCAUGCAGACUGUUCUUGUCCUACACCUUGGAUUGUCUGCAAGCCAGGACGAGUCAUUAUAUCCAACUCUGUGAAGAGAACAUUUACGGCUAUGAAAAGAGCAGAUACAUCAGCUGCGCCUUCUUCAACGAAGUUGUCCAGCAGUGUGGGAAUAGCAGCUACGUCUGGAACAUAUGGAGAUCCGUAACCGGCUGUGUGAAACCCACUUGUCCAGGAGACCUGGUUUAUGUAGAACAAGGUGCAGCCUUUGUCCCCAGCUGCUCCAACCCAAACCCCAGAUUCUCCAACCAGGAUCUCAUCAGCUCCUGUGUCUGCCCAAUGGGCAAGGUGCUUAAUGACGGCGCAGACGGCUUCCACUGUGUGAGUGUGUCCAGCUGCCCCUGUGUGUUCGCUGGCAAGAGCUACUCAACUGGAGACACGCGCAGCACCAUGUGUCAAUCAUGUACGUGUGACAGUGGGAAAUGGCGAUGCUCUGAAAACUUCUGCCCCACCAGAUGUCUCAUUGAAGGGCAGUUUGUGACAACAGUUGAUGGCAAACAAUAUGUCGUCCCUGGUAAAUGUACAUAUGUGGCCUCACAGGGUCUCAACUGGACAAUAACAAUUGAGUAUUUCGAAAAGGCGCCCUCUCUGAAAACAGUCACUCUUCAGCUUUUUCAGGAAAAGUAUACGUUUUCACAGAACAUGGUUAAAAUUGGAGAGGAGGAGAUCACUGAACUUCAUCAGUCUGACCAUGCUUUGGUUUUCUGGCAGUCUUCCAUGUAUGUCCAGGUCCACACAUCCUUUGGCAUGAAGAUCCAAGUCCAGAUGUCUCCUGAAAUCCAGCUGUACUUUGCACCACCCUCAAACCACACUGGCAUGAUCUCAGGUCUUUGCGGCAACAGCAACAAUGACACCACAGACGACUUCACCACCAGCAGCGGCAUCAUCGAGAACUCAGCUCAGCCUUUCGCUCAGUCGUGGAGUGUGGAUGCUUGUGGAGUGAACAUACCCAGCACCUGCGUCAACGCAGACAAUGAAAUAUUUGCUGAUGAGAAAUGCUCCGUGUUGAACAACCCAACUGGGAUAUUUGCUAAGUGCCAUGGUCACAUCCCAACCGAUCGCUACCACACGGCUUGUAUCCAAAGAACAUGCAACUGUGGCAGCAGUCUGCAGCAGUGCUUGUGCGUUGCUCUGGGCAGCUAUGCCAAAGCCUGCAGCAGUCUGGGUGUUGCAGUUGGUGACUGGAGGAAAGCUACCAACUGCACUCUGAAAUGUCAGAAGAACCAAGAAUUCUCCUACAGCAUGCAAGCCUGCAACCGCACAUGCCGUUCCCUGUCUGUCCCUGACCCUCGCUGUGGCCUGGAUGCUGCUCCUGUGGAGGGCUGUGGCUGUCCAGAGGGAACUCACCUGAACCAAGGACACAUCUGUACCCCAAAAGCAGAGUGUGUUUGUCACUACCACGGUGGUACAACGCCACCGGGCUCCAUUGUUAUCGAUGGACGACAGUGCUUCUGUGAGAAUGGAGAACUGCAGUGUUCUAAGGAUUGUGGGUGCAGAAAUGGGAAGGUUUGUGUACAUUGCGCUGAGUAUCCAGUUAACACAGCUCAGAAAACCUGUGACAGUCUCAGCAGACCAAUGGGUGCCGGUAUGAAAUGUGAUAGUGGCUGUUACUGCCCACAUGACCGGUAUGAGGAUCACCGUGGAAACUGUGUUUCUCUGGACAACUGCACCUGUGUGUACAGCGGCAAAGUAUUCGGUGCAGGACAGCAUGUCAAAACCAACUGCAAAACCUGUGUCUGUGAUCAGGGUCAGUGGCACUGCAAAGACAAGCCUUGUCCUAAGAAGUGUCAAGUUUACGGAAAUGGACACUACCAGACGUUUGACUCCAAAUGGUACCGCUUUGAUGGACACUGUCAGUAUACACUUGUAGAGGAUGAUUGUGGAAAUAGAAACGGCACCUUCUCUGUCAGAGUGGAGAGUGUACCCUGCUGUGACGAGGCUCUCACCUGCUCUCGCUCCAUCAUCCUCGACCUGCAGGGCUCAGUCACCCUGACACUGAGCGACAUGAAGGUGACCAGACACCACCAUGACGGCUGGACUCUGCAGGCAGAUCCUCUUUACUCCACGCACACUGUGGGACUCUACAUCAUAAUCUCAGUGCCGAGCAGAGGCAUCACUCUCAUCUGGGACAAACACACCCGGAUCACCAUAGAGCUGCAUGCACACUGGAGGAACCGAGUGUGUGGCCUCUGUGGGAAUUUUGACUCCAAUGAGAUGAAUGACCUGCAGAUAAGUGACUCAGCAGUACUGUCUAGUCCCUUGGCGUUUGGCAACAGCUGGAAAGCCACCACACCUCCUUGCUCUGAUGUGACCACUGAGGUAUUUCCGUGUGAACGCAGCUCCUACUGCUCCGCCUGGGCCCAACGGCGCUGUAUGAUCCUUACAGGAGACACAUUCAAAGACUGCCACUUAAAAGUUGAUCCAGAGCCCUACUACCAUGCCUGUGUGCAGGAGUCCUGCUCCUGUGAGUUUGAAGGGAAGUUCCUGGGCUUCUGCACAGCUGUAGCAGCCUACGCAGAGGCCUGCAGUGACCAGGAUGUGUGUGUAAACUGGAGAACACCUGAUUUGUGUCCGGUCUACUGUGACUACUACAACGAGCAGGGCCAGUGCAGCUGGCACUAUGAAGCCUGUGGUGAGGUGCUAACCUGCGGCAACGGCAACGACUUCACUCACAAGCUGGAAGGCUGCUACCCCAGAUGUUCAAAGGAGGCACCAUACUAUGAUGAAAAUACUGGUGAAUGCACCAAACUGAGAAACUGCACCUGCUAUUUUAAUGACACUGUCAUUAAGCCUGGGACAGUGGUGCUGAUACAGUCUAUUAAGUGUCGCUGUGAAAAUGGAACAAUUAAGUGUCCACCCACCGCCACUUCUACACCAUUGACGACCAUUACAGACAGGAAAAAGAGCUGGAGUUGCGGUGAUUCAUGGACAGAGGACUGCUUCAAUAAGACUUGUACAGAUGAGAAGAUAGAGUUGACCCCAGUGGUUUGUCCAGAGCCUACAAUUCCCAUCUGUCCCAGAAAACAGGUCACAAAAGUGUCUGAUGGGUGCUGCGAAACAUGGAAGUGUGACUGUCGCUGCGAUCUAUAUGGGGACCCCCACUACAUCUCUUUCCAAGGUGUAGCUUUUGAUUUCAUGGACGAAUGCACCUACAUCCUGGUGGAGGAGCGGUCACCACGUCAUUAUCUGACCAUUGCUGUGGACAACUUCCUCUGUGUGCCAGGCCUCCAAGGCUCUUGUGCUAGGGGCAUCAUCCUGAAAUAUCAGAACAAUACAGCUACACUCACUAUCAUUCCACAUGUGUUUGCAGUACAGGCCACCCUGAACAAUGUGACCAUAGUGCCACCAUAUGAGGAGCAAGGGUGGAGGUUUGAGACCACGGGGUACAUAGUGUCCAUCCACCUCCCAGAGGUCCGGUCUUAUGUAUCCCUGAGUCCGUCUUGGACCCUUGUCGUCAGUCUGGCCAUGGAGCAUUUCCUCAACAAUACCCAAGGACAAUGUGGUGUUUGUGGUGUUGGAUCAUGUGUCCGUAAAGGAGGGCAGAUGGAGGACGACAGGUGCUGUGAGAAGACAGCCUAUGACUGGGUGUACGCAGACCCGUUGAAGCCAGCUUGUGUUUCUGCGCCAGGGGAUGUGCCCUGCCCCACCGGGCCCACUCCACCGCCCACUAGUGCACCCACUUCCACCACCCCCUGCCCUGCAAGCCUACUGUGUGAGCUGCUAGACCACCCGUAUGUGGAUCUGAUCGUUAAAAAGAAGAACUGCGAGUUUGAUUCGUGCAGAAAUGGUGCUUGCUCUUCGCUAGAGCAAGCUGCUGAGGAAUGCAAGAAAGCCGGUUUGUGUAUUGACUGGAGAAAGCUGGCUAAUGGAAGCUGUGAUGUGCCAUGUCCAAAAGGAUUGGUUUACAAAGAAUGUAGUGUCAAGCUGGAUGACUUCUGCUUUGGAGGCAUGCAUUACCCCGGAGCCUCCCUCGAGAGCAGCAGCACAGGCUGCUUUUGUCCCAGUGGCCAGUUCAGGGCAGGAAAUCACUCAAACACCUGUGUGUCUGACUGUCCCUAUUGUAAAGGGCCACUUGGUGAGCCCAGACUGCCUGGCGCCGUGUGGAAGUCCGGCUGUAACCUGUGCACAUGUAACAACCAGACUCGGACGGAGGAGUGUUUUCCAAAACCUCCUGUGCCACCUCCUACCUGCAGCCCCAACGCUGUCUUGGUGAACUCCUCUUGCUGUGGUGAUCAGAUUUGCGUGACCAAAACGUGCAGCUAUCAUGGAAAAACAUACAAGGUUGGAGACAGAUGGAAGGAUGCCGCACAUCCCUGCAUGUCAUUCAGUUGCAACAAAGAGGGUAUUCAGACUGAGACUAGAGUCUGUCCCACAGAAAACUGUAACCACAGCUGUGCUCCGAAGGUGACCAGUAUCAACAUUAACAGAGACAACUGUACCACUGUGAUGCAGAUGCCCGUUUGUCAGGGCCAAUGUGUGUCUGAGCCCAGGGUUGUGUUACACGGCGACCUGCAGGUGGAGCAGGAGUGCCGAUGCUGUCGGGAGCGGAGCUCAGAGAGGAGAUCCGUGACGCUGCAGUGCUCGGACCUCACCACCAGACUCUACAGCUACAGGCAUAUCACUGGCUGUGAGUGCAGAGCCUGUGGCGUGCUGCGCUGA